UUUUGGCCACAUACGACUUAUAAUUGUGGAAGUUCUUUCAAAUGUACAAAUUAUGUAAAUAAGCAUACCUUUCCAUCAUUCGCAAUCUUUUAUUACUUUAAAAAGAAGUGUGUAGGGAGGUCUUAAUGCUUUGGCCUCCUGGCCUGAGUUUAUCCUGCUUCCUCUGAAAAGGAGAGCAAGGUUGUGUUAUCUUUUAUUUCUUCCCUGUGGAAGAUUGCUCCUCUUGCAGCCCUGGAGAUCUGCAAGAUCCCCUGCUCCAUGUUAUAUACAGAGACGUCACUCAGUGACCCAGGAGCCUUGGAUGAAGCUUUAUUUUUUAAGACUGUGAUGGAGGAGGGUGUUAUCCAACACUGAAUUGUGCUUAGGUGACCAGAAUUAGUUGGAAGGGGACAACUCAACUCACAACUCAAGCCAAAACCUUUUAUCAGUACAGAGAAUCCACUGCUACAACAACCCUGAUAGAUAGCUAUCCACUUUUAGUCUAAAUCCUUUAAAAAAGAUAUAUUUUUUAUUUUUAUUUUUUUAAAAGAAAAUUUAUAUACAAUUUCCCCCCCGUCUAAAUCCUUCUGUCAUUUGAACCUGUCAGUUUGGGUCCUACCCUCUGAGCAACAGAAAAUAAAUUGGCUCUGUGAUUUAUGCCAGGAGUAGUGAAUGCAGCGCCCUCCUGUAGUUGCUUGACUCCCAGCUCUGAACAGCACCAGCCAGUAUGGCUAAUGCCACAAGGAUGUUGGGAGUUGGUGCCUUGCAGGUGACGUUAGAUUACUUUUUUACUCACCCUGGCCUCUACAAUAGCUCCAGGUUGAACAGACCUAAUUUAUUCAACCUUUGGGUCUCUAGAUCCCUCUCCAUCUUUGUCACCUAUUCUCUGUACUGUACAUGACACACGUGGUAUCUUUUUAAAAUUAUUGUUGCAGCUUCUGGCGCCCCACAAACUGCACUCUUCACAAUUCGGCAAUUCUCUGAGGGAAAGGAUGUGCUUUCAAAGUAGUGUGCACUUCCUCAGUCUUGCCAGUUUUGGUAACUGACCGGAAGCUAAGGCUGCCCUUCCCAAAGAUGGCGUCCGAAACGAGCAUCCGCCUAUGACUCCAGAAAAGGGGAAGUGGGUUAAGAAGAAAAGGGAGGGGAGAAAGACUACAAUUCCCAUGAGCCUCUUUGGCUGCAGCUGACCUUGGCAAAAGCGGUUCAAGAAUGUUGCACUGCACAUGGCGAGCUGGGCUGCGGAUCGGGGGGCUGGCAGGUGGGGGGUCCCGAGGCUGCGUGGUUUGGAGGCUCUGGGGCCCCACGGGUCCACAGCACACCGUGCGCUUUUGGAGCUGGGGCGCGCGAAGCGCGCACGGCGCGGAACUGCCUUGGCGAUGGGGCGCACGGGGCGUGCAGACCGCCUUCCCGUUGGAUACUAAUGUGUCCCGGGAUGUCUUGCUUUUCCAGCACGAUCGAGGCCGUUUUUUCCGUAUUCUUGGGCUGUUCUGCGCCGGCCAGUUCGUGUUCUGGGCGUAUCUGGCACACUUCGCUUUCUACGGCUUGCGGGAUGUUGGGGCGAGCCGGCCGGAGCCGGAUCCCCAGCAUGGGGAGCGCCCUCUGCCAACUCUGCCGGGAGGAGCCACGAUACAGUUGAGCUCCAACAAGUGGCGCUUCGGUUUCACUGCUUCUUGCCUGACCGUGGGUUCUCUGAUCUUGGCGGCAGGUUUUGUCUUUUCCCGACGCUCUGUGAGCCGGAUUUUGCUGCACCGAGGUGGGCAGGAGGUGACCUUUACCACCUAUUACCCCUUGGGCUUGACCUCGUCCUUCACGGUCCCUCUUCGCCAUGUUUCCUGCAUGUCCCAUCGUUCGGAGGUGCCAGCGAUGAUGCCACUCAAGGUUAAGGGGAGAUCCUUCUAUUUCCUGUUGGACAAACAGGGACGGAUCACCAACACAAAGCUUUUUGACAUCACUGUUGGCGCUUAUCGCAAGCUGUGAGGCACUGCGCUGCUAAAGGGGAAAGGUGCAGGAGAGGGCCCGUUCUGCAUCCUGGGCUAUUGUGAAGACGGAGAAAGAUGGACUGGGCAUAUCCAGCAGACAGAUCCCAGGGCUAGAAGCAGCUCUUAAAUGGCUUCUUAGCCCUUCUGUGCUUUGAAAAAGACAAUUGAUGCAUGAUGUAUUGGGGUAAAUGGAAGCUCAUCUGGAGAGAGAGGGAAUGAGAGAGAGCAAGAAAGAGAGGCUGAGAUUGCCCUGGAUCCAGAGUUGAUUAGCUUGUUUGUUAAAAAUCUAGAAAGCACCAACCUGAUUUUUGCAGGGGUUUUUCGUACCUCCCAACAUACCCCAGCUGCAUUCAUAGUACAUUUUUCUCUGUAAUCUUUGGGAUGACAGAGCGGGGUGGGAAAUGUGUGCUUGUGUCUUGGUAGCAAGAAUUAAGGUUUUUGUGAUGGCUGCUUGGUUGAUCUCCAGGAUCUCAUCCUGCCUUAACUGGAGAUCAUUGAAUUUCUCCUUUGCAGAGCUGCCACAUUUAUUUCUGGAGAGGCUCCUGUGCCUUUUAACAGGGAGAGAAAUAGAAAUAGAAUAGUAAUAGAAAUACUUUAUUGUCACUGUACCACUUGUUUACAGUGAGAUUAAACGAGCCCCCCACCCCCCACAAUCUCUCAGUCCUUGUUUCACGCUGGGUGAUGUCGUACGACCACGAACCCUGAACGUCAGCUGCAAUGUUGCUGUCUUCCAUUCAGCAACCUCACGGCCCAUGCGUAGAAACUGUUCUUUAACCUGUUGGUGCGGCUUAUCAUGCUUCUAGGCAGGAGAUUGAAAAGGUGCUGGUUAGGGUGUGAGUCAUCCCUGAGAAUGUUCCUUGCUCUUCUGAGGCAACGGUCUCCCGCGAUAACAUCUAGCGGACUCUCUUCACCACCCUCCAUAGGGACUCUCUGUCCACGGCUGUCAAACCAGCAUACCACACCGUAAUGCAGUAUGAGAGAACACUUUCUAUCGUGGACCGAUAGAAGGAAAUCAUCAGUUGCUGUCCAACCUUGUUCUUCCGCAAGACCCUAAGGAAAUGAAGUCUCUGUUGGGCCUUCCUAACCACCUGGGCUGUAUUGACCUUCCAAGUUAGGUCUUCACUAAGAUGGACUCCCAGGUAUUUAAAGGAAGAGACUCUCUCCACACAGACCCCUCUGAUAUACAACGGGGCUAGCUCCCCUCUCUUCCUCUGAAAGUCCAACACCAUCUCCUUUGUCUUGCCAAUGUUUAGGUGCAGAUUGUUCUCUGAGCACCAUGUGGAUACCUUUUGAACCUCUCCCGUGUACGCAGAUUCGUCUCCGCCUGUAAUUAAACCCAUUAUGGUUGUGUCAUCAGCAAACAAUAAUUGCAGUAGACGGGUCAGAUGAAAUGCAAUCAUAUGUAUACAAUGUAUACAGCAAAGGAGGGGAACCAUUUUUCAGCCCAAGGGCCACAUUUCCUUCUGGGCAGCCUUCUGAGGGCCACUUGCCAGUAAGGGGGGGGCAGAGAGAAAAAGUGGAUGGAACAAUGAAUGUAAGCCUGACUUUUGUUAAAGUAAGCUCAUUUCUACACACACCAAUCUGUAUCCUCCAUCCAUACAACCAGGAGGCAUUAUUAAGAGUUUGAGGCUGCAUUCCAGCCAGGCAGACACCUUCAUGAGGGGAAAUGGGGCUGGUGAGGUGUGGCAUGGGGAGAGUUCUGAGGGCCAGACAGAGAGGCCUGGAGGGCCACACUUAGCCCCUGGGCCUGAGAUUCCCUAUCUCUGAGAAAGUGUGAUAGACGCUGGAACAGUCAAGUUUGUGCACCCCCAUUCCCUGUCACUGCCUUUCCAUUCCAUGAUAAUUUGGCCUGUUGAAUUUCUGUCUGCCCCCCCCCCUCCCCAAGUGUUGUGGGGAGAGGGGACCAACCAAAGUUGACAAUUGCCUCCUGCCUUCGUCCAUUUUGGCGUGGUCCCACCAGCCACUGCCAAGUCUUGUUUUCCCGCUCGAGCAGAAGCUUCCUUGGCUGGUCUGGUUGCCGUGGAAACGCAUUGGUCAUAGCGGCAUCAAGAUGGCUGCCAUGCGGAAAGGGGAGCUGGGCGGCGGCGAGUCUCCGGACAUGCGGCUGGGAAGGAGAGAGCUAGAGAAGGAGGGGAGACGAGAUGCCGCCACAGAGGCUCAAAGUCUGACACUGACUCCCGCCCUCUUGGUUUCUGGUACAGUUCUGUCUUGGAGCUGAAAUCGUAUAGCAAUGAAGGAUCUGAAAAUUGCCCCCACUUUCCUCUUCCCACUUUUGCCUUGCCUGAGCAGCAUAAGAAUGGAGCACUGAAUGAUGAGAAACUGGCUGGGAAGUUAUUUUCUUACUUUAAUUGUUUAAUUUUUGUUACUUAUUUACUUCCUUCCUUUUAACAAUUGAUAGAAGGUUCUUGAUCUGGGAUGGGAAGCCUGCAGGCCUAGGCAGCUCUCAGAUGGGGAAAAAAAGUUCAUAAAAGGACAAGAAAAGUGAUCAAGGGGGUUGGAGCAACUCCUCCUUGAGGAAACUUCCAGGGCAUUUUAGUUGAGAAGAAAGACUUACAUGCCAGUGGCACAUGUUAGUAGAGGUAUUAUAAAUGGAUGCUUGGUGUGGAGAAAGUCAAUGGGGGAACUCUCUCUCUCUCUCUCUCUCUCUGUGUGUGUGUGUGUGUGUGUGUGUCACUUUUUUUCUCAUAACUCUAAGGCUGCGUACACAGAAUAUCUUCACAGCACAUUGAAAACUCAUCUCUCCCCUCAAGGAAUUCUAGGCAAUGUAGUUUGUUAAGUGUUGCUGGGAAUUGUAAUAGUUACAGGUAGGUAGCUGUGUUGGUCUGACGUAGUAAAAAAAAUAAAAUCCUUCCAGUAGCACCUUAGAGACCAACUAAGUUUGUCAUAGGUAUGAGCUUUCGUGUGCAUGCACACUUCUUCAGAUACACUGAAACAGAAGUCACCAGACCCUUAUGUAGCCUAUAGUCAGAGGGUGGGGGCGUGGGGGUAUUACUCAGAAGGGUGAUGGGAAUGGGUGAUUGGUUGAUAGGAGUGGUAAACCUGUGAAUUUUAACUCUGUGAGGGGUGAGCUAGCAUGCCCAGAAUUCUUUGAGGGAAAGAAUGUGUCCCGAAUGUGCUUUAAAGGCACAAUGUGAAUGUGUACCCAGGUCAGGGACAGCCAACAAAGCUGAAUAACAGGCGAAAGGAAGGAUUUCCUCACACAGCUCAUAGUUAAUUUGCAACUUGUUGCCAUGAGAGGCAAUAAUGGCCACCAACCAUCCAAGAGUGACCUCCUAAACUUAUAAUGGUCUUUUUCUUUCUUGCAUAUUGCAUUUUGUUGUAUUAAAAUUUGAAUCUCAUAGAAAUAUUGUGAUACAGUACAGUAAAAUAAACGGUUUAAGAAACAGAAAAAGCAAAAAAACCCAACCUCAUAAAAUCAACACAAAUAUUGAAUAGGAUGGACGUACUGUCUCUCAUCUUCAAUUGCAAAUCCACAGAAACGCUGUGGAUCACUAGCCUGAAGCUCGCUGGCUGCUGGUUGUCCAUGGACCACAGUUUGAGAAUCUCCAGCCUAGCAGCAUCCCUGUUGGCUGUCUCCUCCUGCAAAGGAACCCUUAGGUUCUCACGAGCAUGAAAGCUUAGAUGGAACCUCCAGGUUCAGAGGCAGUCUGCCUCAGUUAGCAGAUGCCUGGCUGGGACAAACAAUGGGGUGGGCUGGGCUGCAUGCACCUCUAUGCCUCUCGUGAGUCC
Zootoca vivipara (common lizard) is the source of this 5687-nucleotide messenger RNA. RefSeq names its product transmembrane protein 223 (gene TMEM223). Gene Ontology annotation, cellular component: mitochondrion. The record is from RefSeq and is a predicted model, not a curated record. Lineage: Eukaryota; Metazoa; Chordata; Lepidosauria; Squamata; Lacertidae. Gene Ontology annotation, biological process: nervous system development.